AGGGCUGAGACGAUAGAGCACGCCAAUUAAUUAUUAAAUAGCUAUUAAUUCUACAGUUCAUGUUCACCGGCCAGCAAUCGCCUUUUAUAAAUACCUAAACCUGCAUGUCCCAUUUUCACCAAGAACCAGAAAUCUGAUAAUUGGCUUUGCCUUGAAAAUGGGGCUGAGCAGGUUUAUCCUAGCCAAUGCGGCCAUAUACUUGAUGGGGUUAAUCUCAAUCCUAACUCAUGUCUCCCAAGCCCAAAACUCCCACCAAGAUUUCGUCAAUGCACACAAUGCAGCUCGUGCCCGAGUUGGUGUGGGUCCAAUUCAUUGGAACUACACCAUUGCAGCCUAUGCUCAAAAUUAUGCGAACAAGAGGAUCAGAGACUGCAACUUGGAGCAUUCCAUGGGACCCUAUUCAGAAAACCUUGCCGGAGGCUGGAGUGGAUUGACUGCAGUAGAUGCGGUGAAGAUGUGGGUAGAUGAGAAGAAAUACUACAACUAUAACAAAAACUCGUGUGUUGGCGAUGAGUGUCGGCAUUACACACAAAUUGUGUGGCGCGACACUGUGCAUCUCGGUUGUGCGAGAGUCAGGUGUAAGAGUGGAGGGAUAUUUGUGAUUUGCGACUACGAUCCUCCGGGCAACAAUGAUGGCCAACGUCCUUACUAAAUUCAUGUUUAAUUUA
Messenger RNA from Juglans regia (Persian walnut), 668 nucleotides. Its product is annotated as basic form of pathogenesis-related protein 1-like. The transcript has a single exon. Bases 158 to 652 code for a protein of 164 amino acids. The record is from RefSeq and is a predicted model, not a curated record. Gene Ontology annotation, cellular component: extracellular region. Lineage: Eukaryota; Viridiplantae; Streptophyta; Magnoliopsida; Fagales; Juglandaceae.